Messenger RNA from Staurois parvus, 321 nucleotides. NCBI's taxonomy places the organism in Eukaryota, Metazoa, Chordata, Amphibia, Anura, Ranidae. The record is from the annotation of a GenBank genome assembly.
CAGGGGCGGACUGACAACUCAUGGGGCCCCCGGGCAAUAGGGGAUCAUGGGGCACCUGUGUCCUUGCCCAAACUCAAAAAAGCCUAUGAAAAAGGUACCAGGGGCAUCUCAUGGGGCCCCCUACGGACCCCGGGCCCUCGGGCAGUGCCUGAGUUUCCAAAUGGUCAGUCCGCCCCUGGUACUGACUGAAGAUAAAACAUUUACAAAGACCUACUAAGUACUACAAGCAAUCUCAAAUAGCCCUUGUGGCAAAUCAUAGACAUGACCCUUUUUAAGCUUAUUUAUCAACCAGUCCAAUUUCUUUAUUUUAUUUUAAUUUUG